AUGGCCUUGUCUAGCGCUCGUCUUGCUUCGCGCAAAUUCGUCAAUGUUGGACCUACCGUCUCUACAUUGGCAAACGGUGCUCCAUACUCGGCAAACUUGAACCUUAACGCCCGCGCACCAUUCGAUCCACAUGCAGAAGACCACGGUGCUCACCAUGGCGGUGGUGCCCGUGCUGAUGCCGACAAAGUUCCUUCUUGGGCAUCUAAGCUAUCGAUGCAAAACGGUUCUCUAUUAGCACGUACAAAUAUCAACGCUCCCGUCUCACUAGGAUCGCCUCGUCAAUUCAGCACAUCUACAAAGGUUGCUCAAUCCGUUCCUGAUUUCACACCUUACCGUACCACAAACACAGAUACAAACAAAGUUUUCUCCUACUUUAUGGUCGGUACAAUGGGUUUAGUUGCUGCUUCAGGUGCAAAAGCUACCGUUUCCGAUUUCUUGGCUUCCAUGUCUGCUUCUGCUGAUGUUUUGGCUUUGGCUAAAGUGGAAGUUGAAUUGGCAAACAUUCCUGAAGGAAAGAAUGCAAUCAUCAAAUGGCGUGGAAAGCCAGUCUUUGUUCGUCACAGAACAUCUGAUGAAAUUGAAGAAGCAAAUGCAGUCGAUGUUGCUAAAUUGCGUGAUCCUCAAAAGGAUGCCGAUCGUGUCAAGCGUCCCGAAUGGAUUGUCAUGUUGGGUGUUUGCACACAUUUGGGUUGUGUUCCAAUCGGUGAAGCAGGUGAUUACGGAGGUUGGUACUGCCCUUGUCACGGAUCCCACUACGAUAUCUCUGGACGAGUUCGUCGUGGACCUGCACCUUUGAACUUGGAAGUUCCCGAAUAUGACUUUAACGAUGAGGAAGGUAAAUUGAUCAUUGGUUAG
Molecule: messenger RNA, 855 nt
Organism: Meira miltonrushii
Lineage: Eukaryota; Fungi; Basidiomycota; Exobasidiomycetes; Exobasidiales; Brachybasidiaceae
Product: putative ubiquinol-cytochrome-c reductase Rieske iron-sulfur protein
Exons: 2
Coding region: 1-855 (284 amino acids)
Biological process (GO): mitochondrial electron transport, ubiquinol to cytochrome c
Cellular component (GO): membrane
Molecular function (GO): 2 iron, 2 sulfur cluster binding; quinol-cytochrome-c reductase activity
Source: RefSeq, a predicted model, not a curated record